Molecule: messenger RNA, 2300 nt
Organism: Chaetomium strumarium
Lineage: Eukaryota; Fungi; Ascomycota; Sordariomycetes; Sordariales; Chaetomiaceae
Exons: 3
Coding region: 6-2189 (727 amino acids)
Molecular function (GO): protein binding
Source: RefSeq, a predicted model, not a curated record
CAACGAUGACACAACUACCGUCUGCGUCUUUCGGACCGUUUAACCAGGGUCUCCAGGUGGGGCAGAAUUAUGGGUCGAUGGAGAUCCACCUGCCGCCGGAGCAUUCCACCGACAAGUCCCCAGAACGAUCGCUCGAGCGCCUCGACAUCCUCCCCGAAGCAUCCUUCGACGCGGCGAACAAGCAGCGUGUGGCGACCUGUCUCCCCGGCACGCGCCGCGAUGUCCUUGCACAGAUCAGGAGCUGGGCUAAUGGCGGCGGUAACAAACAUAUAUACUGGCUCAAGGGCUGGGCAGGCACGGGCAAGUCGACGAUUGCGCUGACAGUGGCCCGCGAAUACAGCAAGAAGAAGCGGCUCGGCGCCAGCUUCUUCUUCUCGAGGGGUGGGGGCGAUCUUGCGUCCACGCGCAGGUUCGCCGCGACGAUCGCCGUCCAGCUUGCAGAGGCGUCGCCGCAGCUGCGCAGGCACAUUGCCGAUGCUGCGGUCGCUACUCACCGCAUCCACGGGCUCGGCUUGUACGACCAGUGGGAGAGGCUCAUUCUGCAGCCGCUGGCGCAGCUGAGCAAGGACGCAUUCCCGUACUCGCUGGUCAUUGUUAUAGAUGCCCUGGACGAGUGCAACAACAACGACGAGAUUUUGCUCCUGAUUCGAUGCUUUGCGGCCGCGGUGGCUGUUGGGCACGUCGACCUAAGGAUAUUCGUCACAAGCAGGCCGGACCAGCCGGUCAACGUCGGCUUUAGCGAUAUCUCUACAUACACGCACCACGACUUCAUCCUCCACCAUAUCGAACAGUCGAUUGUUGAUCAAGAUCUAGCUAUCUAUUAUAAGCACCAACUCGGACGAACAGUACAGACCUCUCUUCUUGACGCGGCGUUUCUGUCUGACGACGUGAUCCAGACGCUGGUCCAGAAGUCUUGUGGGUUGUUCAUCUAUGCUGCAACGGUAUGUCGCUUUGUUCGCGCAGGAGGGCUUCUUGCCGGCGAGCGGCUUGCUCAUCUAGUGUCUACCGAGUGCUUGCCUGCCAAAGCGGGGACGGCAUUGGACCGGAUGUAUAUGACGGUGCUAGAGUACUCUCUAACCGCCGAACUUGAGCCUGAGGAGAUGGCUAGGGUACGAGAACUACUCCGACGUGUUAUAGGCACCAUUGUUAUGCUCUUCGACGCUCUUUCACCUGCUAGCCUUGCUAUGCUACUCGACCAGUCCAAGGAGGCAAUUGCAUUGCUGCUGGGCACCUUUCACUCACUCCUUGAUGUCCCGGAAGAAGAGGACAGGCUGAUUCGGCUUCUUCACCCCUCCUUCCGCGAAUUUCUGCUGGAUUCACAGAGAUGUUCUAACACAACAUUUUGCAUCGACGCCACAGAGGCACACCAAUACCUGUUCGAAUGCUGUCUGAGGGUUAUGUCUAGUUGCCUCCGCCAAGAUAUGUGUGACCUUAGACGGCCAGGAACCCGAGUUACCGACGUUCUCAGGUCGGAGGUGAAUAAGAAUAUUCCAUUUGCCGUCCAGUACGCCUGUCGGUAUUGGGUCUAUCAUCUCGAGCGGAGCGAAGUCGACCCUCAAGAGCACCGUGGUAUCGCGGAGUUUUUUGAGGCUCGCUUCCUCUUCUGGCUGGAGACUCUCGCGUUAAUCGGUCGGCUGGCUGAUGGGAUUGCUAUGCUCCAGCUUCUAGAAACAAGAUUACCUAGGAGCACUACAACCGGACUGCGAGGCCUUUUUAGCAAGAUAAACGCUAAGUUCUUGACCAGACGUGCACAAAACCCUCCAAGUCUGGGAGCAGUAGUCUACGAUGCAAAGCGAUUCCUGCAAAGCCACAGCUCAAUCAUCGAGGAGGCUCCGCUUCAGGCAUACUGUUCUGCUCUAGUGUUCAGUCCCGAAGCGAGUAUUAUUCGUCGGCUUCACAUGCGGCAUCUCCCUAAGUGGAUUGUGCGCGCGCCAGCGCUCUCAGAAGCCUGGACUGUACAUCUGCAAACGCUAAGCCAUCCUAGUGCAGUCAAAGCCAUCGCCUUCUCGCCAGACGGCCGGCUCAUUGUGUCGGGCUCUGACGACAGCACGGUCCGCGUAUGGGAUGCGGCCACGGGGGCCGAGCGGCGUGUGCUGCAAGGCCAUUCGAGCUGGGUCAAUGCCGUCGCCUUCUCGUCGGACGGCCGGCUCCUUGUAUCGGGCUCUGGCGAUAAGACGAUCCGCGUAUAGGAUGCGGCCACGGGGGCCGAGCGGCAUAUGCUGCAAGGCCAUUCGAGCUCGGUCAAUGCCGUUGCCUUCUCGCCGGACAGCUAUCUUAUCGUAUCGGGCUCUGGCGAUAAG